AUGCGCAUCAAUGGCAGCAGGAAACAGCAAGGUCCUCCAGCAGGGCCUCCUCCUCCACCAUAUCCACCCCUGUCUGGUGGUCCAAAUGAUCCCCCACCAGCACCUGUUGCAUUGCACAACUUGCUGGCAAACUUGGCGCCAGAUGUUUUACUCACUCUUGCAGCGCAGGCUGUUCAGGGUCAGCCUCAACAGAAUCUGCCCCGUCAAAAUCAUGUACCCCAAUCACUGCCCCCCAGUGACCAACAUGCUAUCCAGCCAGACUUAGAAACUGUGUUGGAUGUACAGGCACUGUGGAGUAUAUGUGAGAACCUCCAACACGAGGUUAAUCACCUGAAAUGUGGUCACAAAGAUGAUGGUGAUGAGGCAGAUGAUGAGGAUGAGCCUACAGAUAAAGGUAUGCAUCAGAAGAAGAAGAAGAAGAAGCUGAUGAAGGGCAAGAUAUGGACGUACCUUCUCAACCGCCCUCUUCAAGAACUCUCAGCAGCUGAGAAGACUACACAUGAAGAACUACAGGAAUGUCUUGAUACUGCAAUUUUCGAUGUCACAGGGACUUCCAUGGACACAAUUGAGACUGAUGAUAGUGAUGGGGGCAAUGGUGGAGAAGAUCUGCAAGAGGGUGAGAAGUUGCAAUUUGCAUUUGGUGGUGACAAAGGAGUCCAAGCAAUGUGCAACAAAAAGAUUAUUGAUUGUGCAGCCAAUAUUGUCUGGAAUGAACAAAAUAAACAGAAGGUGGUGAACAAGAGGAAGAAGCACCAUAAGCAGCUUUGCAAGGAUCGAGUGGACCCAUCAGUCAUCGAAGCAUACACCAAAGAAUAUGGCACAGAUCUGACACUUCUCUUGGAGACUGAGUACAUGUCUGAAGAGUUAUCAGAGCUCGAAACAGAUAAUGAGGAGGAGAAGAAGGCUCACCAUAAGAUCCUGUUGCAGAAAGCUGGCUUCAUUGGGAGUGACGAAGAAGAUGCUGUUGUGUGGGAAGUGGUUCGUCAGGAGUGGAGAUCCAAGGAUUUCAAUGACAUUGUGGAGCAGAUUGACAAGAUCAGGCAAAGGCUGCAUCAGGAAGUGAAGAACAAACAAGUCCAUACUAAACAUGUCAACAUCGGCACUGUUAAAGACCAUGCACCUGAAAUUCCAGUGUACCCAUUCAUGCUCAGCAAUGACUGGCUGGCCAAGUUCAACCAAGAGAAUCCUGGCACUUCCCUCGAUAUCAAGACAUGCAAUCCAAGAGGCUUUGGACCCAUAGACAAUCAGCCGGACACUCAAGAACAAGAUAACCAUGGCCCUGGCAUAACUCCCAAAUACAGUGGUGGAGAAGCAAAUCACGGUGAUGAUAUGGAUGAUGGUGACAUGUAG
This is a messenger RNA of Suillus subaureus, 1350 nucleotides long. RefSeq lists its product as uncharacterized. The record is from RefSeq and is a predicted model, not a curated record. The coding region runs from base 1 to 1350 and encodes 449 amino acids. The transcript is spliced from 5 exons. Lineage: Eukaryota; Fungi; Basidiomycota; Agaricomycetes; Boletales; Suillaceae.